Messenger RNA from Asterias rubens (European starfish), 2224 nucleotides. Its product is annotated as band 7 protein AGAP004871-like. Gene Ontology annotation, cellular component: plasma membrane. The transcript has 6 exons. NCBI's taxonomy places the organism in Eukaryota, Metazoa, Echinodermata, Asteroidea, Forcipulatida, Asteriidae. Bases 132 to 1004 code for a protein of 290 amino acids. The record is from RefSeq and is a predicted model, not a curated record.
ACGUGCAUUCAUAGGGCAAGCCUGGUCAAAUUUAGUGCCACAUACUAGUAGCUUUCCAAGCAGUUAUUAAAGUUAUCGAAGCAGGACGGCAUAAGUGUGGACUGGAACACCAAAGAACAUACUUGUACAUAAUGGCAUCGGAAAGCAUAAAAAUGGAAAACUCGAGUUGGAGUGAGGGUAGAGGCGAGGAGGACUCUAAAAAUAGAUUGCAUACGGCAGGUAGUGACGCAGGCGGUCUUGAUGCAUGUACCAAAGUGCUUAUGGGCUUUUCGUACUUUCUCGUGAUCAUUUUCCCAUUUGCACUAUUCGUUUGCAUAAAGACAGUGGCAGAGUACGAGCGAGCCAUUAUCUUCAGAGCCGGCCGUCUGUUACCCGGUGGACCUAAGGGACCCGGUCUGUUCUUCAUCCUCCCGUGCAUCGAUGAGUUCAGAGUCAUCGAUCUCAGGACACUGUCUUUCGAUGUUCCACCUCAAGAGAUUUUGUCCAAGGAUAGCGUAACAGUAACCGUGGACGCCGUGGUGUACAUCAGGGUAGCCGAUCCCACCAUGGCGGUGCUGAACGUGGAGAACUACAAGCGGUCAACAGAGCUCCUGGCCGCCACCACGCUGCGUAACGUCUUGGGUACCAAGACCCUGGCCGAGGUGCUGAGCCAAAGAGACGAGAUCAGCAGCAGCCUUCAGACCCUCUUGGAUGAUGCCACUGACCCGUGGGGAAUCAAAGUGGAGCGGGUGGAAAUUAAGGACGUCAGUUUGCCGAUGCUGAUGCAGCGAGCUAUGGCUGCUGAAGCCGAAGCCUCAAGAGAAGCCAGAGCCAAGGUGAUCGCCGCUGAGGGAGAGCAGAAUGCCUCCCGGGCCCUCAAGGAGGCAGCUGACAUCAUCGCUGAGUCUCCCAACGCCCUCCAGCUCCGCUACCUUCAAACUCUUAACUCCAUCUCGGCUGAGAAGAACUCCACCAUCAUCUUCCCGCUGCCCAUCGAUCUCCUGGCCGGGUUCAUGAAGAAGUAGUGCCGGUAUAGUGUGGCCAGCGAGUAGGAAGAAGACAUAACUACCACCCUUAGAGAUAUUACGUCGGGGCAUGCUUCUGGUCCUUGUGACGCCAAUCAUUAUUUCUGACGUAAAAUUCACGCAUUAUUUGUGACGUGAAACUCGCUCAUAUCGGUAUAUUACCGGGUUUAUAAGUAAACAACUUCGUAUGUCAGCCGCCCGAAGUCUAACCAAUCCAGUUAUUCCUUUACGGUCUGUACGAAUGUCAUCGCAUUUUUUUUCUGUCAGCUUGCCAAGCGACACUUCCCAUGUACUGUGAUUGUUGUGAUGUAUUAUGAGUGAAUGGUUUUUAAAAAUGUGUUUACAAUCCAAUAACCUAAAUUCUGUCUUAAGAGUUAAAUUGUAUUAGUUUAGUUUCAAGACACAAGAGACAUGGGUAUCUAAACAUGAUUGCGCCAUAGGCUGUUUUUAUAGUAGGCCUCUCAGUGAUUUUUUUUUUUGUAGUAUUUAUUUUCUUUUUGCUGUAAAAUUGUUUAAAUUGGAUGUACCUUCUAUGUUUCUCGUACUCGGACAUUGUAAUUAAAAACAAAAACACACUCUAAAAAGGCCCGGGGUCAGAAGAAAUGACCGGGAUCCAAGACCCACUCAAUGACCCGUUUGUGGAGAUAAAAGUGACCCCAGGUAACCUAGGAUAUGGAUCUUAACCACUUAGAUCCAGGUCGCAAUCUGGUUCUGUACAUAACAAUUGCCACAGUCGUAGAAAAAUUUUCAGUGGGGUAUUUAUUUUCUUCUCAAUCGAUUCAAAAAGGGAAUCCAUUGUAAAAGACAUCAAUACAUUUUUAGGAAGAGAUUUUGAUGUACAUACAUAAGAAAAUGCAGCCGGAUGCACUGACGUCAAUUCUAACGAACGAUUUGAGAAGGUUCCACGGGUCAGACCCGUAUUCUGGGCUCGUGCUGGGUCAAGCUGAUUAAAGACACUACAUGAAAACUAACUUGUAAAAAUGGCAAUUGUAACUCAGAUUCUGCGAUGAAUACUUUUGGGUCAGUUUGACACAGUUUCCGGGUCAUACCGACCCGGGUAUGGGUCCUACGUGAGCCGAAAUCCUGAUUAGUUCUGCUCCGGGAGUUUUUCGAGUGUAUUUCUUUUUUGACGUUUUAAAGGUUGUAUUUUUAUUUUGUAUAAUUUUGUAUUGUUACAGAAGUAAUAAUAAAAUUGUAAGCCAUUAUUGGUACAUACUUUA